UUGAUCUGCGGGAGCUGGCUCUCGCUUGCUCCUCAACGUGAUGCGCUGUGUGCCAGCAUUGCUCGCUCGCCUUCAGUAGUUGCUAGGCUGGCUGCACGCUGCAUUGUUGCCGGCGCUCUCCGGAGAGGAUCGGGCUGGAGCGGCCGCCCCACCUCCCCCCCAGUCUAGCCCGCGGCUGGUCGGAGGAACUUUUCUCCUUGCCUGGAGAAGGCGCCUGAGCAGCGCCCCCCCCCCGCACCCCAUCCCCACGUGCGCCCGGGAGGCGAGCGCCUGGCUGCAGCCUGUCCGCGGGGCGUGCAGAGCUGGGGGCCGGCGCCCAGAGCCGCUGGCCGCGGGGGGACUCUGCAGAGGCGGGACUUGCCCCGAUGCCGAGCGAAGGUGCCCGGCGGCAGCAGCAGCAGCAGCAGUAGCGGCAGCGGGGCAGGAGGAUGCCGGCGGCUGCGGGAGACGGGCUGCUGAGCGAGCCGCCGGCGGCGGGGUUCGGCGAUGGCGGGGAGCCGCGGAAGCCGCCCCUGGGCUCGGAGGGAAGUUUCCUGGCCGCCUGGGUCAGCGCCGCGGGCGCGCGGGAGCGGCUCCGCGAUUUCCAGCACACCAAGCGCGUCGGCAACUACCUGAUCGGCAGGAAGCUGGGAGAGGGGUCCUUCGCCAAAGUGCGCGAGGGGCUGCAUGUGGUGACCGGCGAGAAGGUGGCAGUGAAAGUUAUUGACAAGAAGAGAGCCAAGAAGGACACCUACGUCACCAAGAAUCUGAGACGUGAGGGGCAGAUCCAGCAAAUGAUCCGACAUCCCAACAUAGCUCAGCUGCUGGAUAUAUUGGAAACUGAAAACAGCUACUACCUUGUCAUGGAGCUGUGCCCUGGGGGCAAUCUAAUGCACAAGAUCUAUGAGAAAAAAAGACUGGAAGAGCAUGAAGCACGCAAAUAUAUCAGGCAGCUUAUUCUAGCAGUGGAGCAUCUUCAUCGGGCCGGGGUGGUUCACAGAGACUUGAAGAUAGAAAAUCUGUUGCUAGAUGAAGACAACAAUAUCAAGCUUAUUGACUUUGGCUUGAGCAACUGUGCGGGUAUCUUGGGUUACUCUGAUCCAUUCAGCACACAGUGUGGCAGCCCUGCCUAUGCAGCCCCAGAACUUCUUGCAAGGAAAAAAUAUGGUCCCAAAAUAGACGUUUGGUCCAUUGGAGUGAAUAUGUAUGCUAUGUUGACUGGGACUUUACCUUUCACUGUGGAGCCAUUCAGUCUGAGGGCUUUGUACCAGAAAAUGGUAGACAAAGAAAUGAAUCCUUUCCCUGCUCAACUCUCCACAGCGGCCAUAAACCUUCUACAAUCUCUGCUUGAGCCAGAUCCUGCAAAGAGACCAAACAUCCAGCAAGCUUUAGCAAAUCGUUGGCUUAAUGAGAAUUACCCUGGGAAAGCACCGCAUAAUAUCACUUAUCCAAACAGAAUUCACCUAGAAGACCUCAGCCAAAGUGUGCUGCUCCAUAUGACUGAAAAGCUGGGCUACAAGAACAGCGAUGUGAUCAACACUGUCCUCUCUAAUCGGGCAAGCAACACUCUCGCCAUCUACUUUCUCCUUAAUAAGAAACUAGAGCGCUAUUUGACAGGCCUGAGAAAGUCAGAUGUCCAUGAUAAUGUUUGCUACAGGAACCAGCUAUACCAGAUAGAAAAAUACAAGGGGAUCCAAGAUGCCUAUGAGGAUAAAAAGCAAAAAGAACAAGAAAAGAAGGGGGAGCUUCUCCACCGCCCACUUCCGAAGAAAAUAGAGAAAAAUUCACCUUCUUACAGACAGCCCUCCUCCUGCCUUAUCGCACAGAUACAGAACCCCAAGGCACUGCUGAAAGAGCGAAAAAUCACCAAGACUGGGGUUCCUGAGAAAGAUUCUACUGGUGGUUUAAGCCCUUACCACGAACCCAUGGCAACCAAGACCGGUUGUGUCAUUUCCUGUUCUCUGGAAUAUCUUGAAAUCCAGCCACCUCUUCCAAGGACACCUAGACUCCUUAAGAGGCAAGAUUCUCCUCAGCAAGAGUCUGCAAGCAUCAGAAGUCAGACAAAGGAUGCUCCUUUGAUUCUGAAUAUUGUGCAUUCUUUUGAAUCUGUUGAUAGAGAGGACCAAAUAGACCAGAUUUCCCCCUCUCACCAGUAUAGAAUUUUAAGUUCACCAGUGAAUUUUGGUUAUAAAAGCUCCAGUGAAAGGACAUUGUCUCCCCUUCUUCAGCCUGGAAGCGCAUCUCCUGCCAAAACUCCAGUUCAUGGAACUCAAGUCUCUUUCACAUUUGAAGAAAAGACAAGUCCUUUGAGAGAAGAAGUCAUGUCUCCUACUCAGCCAGCUUCAAAUAAUCUCUCCAAUCCUUUGGGGAGCCCUAACUGUGUUAAAAGCAGAGGUAGAUUCCCCAUGAUGGGGAUUGGACAGAUGUUACGGAAAAGGAAUCAGACAAUGCAGUCAACCACUGACAAGUCGCUGGAAGCAAGAAUGCCUCAGUUGCAGCAAAUGAAUCCAGCACAGAUUUCAUUUAAUGCAGCAGAUGCUGUGAACGGCCAGUGUUAAUCUGACAUUCUUGAAAGCUAGGAUUUGCAGUGCUGCUUUCUAGGGCUUCAAAUGUUAUAGAAAAAGAGAAAACUGCAGGCAUGUUGGUCUCCCUAUAUAAUAUAUUAUAGCAGCCAGCCUGGCAAAUCAAAAGUCUGCUUGUAAUGUUUUGAUGGGUUCUAGUUAUUGAAAUUGAAAGAAGAAGGCCCCACUUAUGCUGUUAAAAUAAUUUAGCAAAGAUGACAUUCAUUUGGUUUGACUCUACAGUGAAAUGUGUCUUAAAAGAUCUACUGAAAAUCUACAUAAGGAGAUGCUAUAUUCCAGUAUUACAUUAAGAUUUUUAGCUUCAAAAGAAGAGCAAGCAUAACAGCUUGAUUCACCAGUGUUACCUGCAUUAAUAAACUUGCCCUUGGCUUUCUGCUGUCAUGACUGCUGGUCCCAGCUAGGAACUGUGAUUGAGACUACAGUUGGUCUCAUAUCGUACUGAUACAAGUAUUGCUGAAGAAGAAGGAAAACACUAGAUAUUGUAUUGCUGAGACCAAGAGCUACACUUCUAAUUCAAGAACAGGCUCUAUCAAGAAGGAAAAACAGAUCAGUGGGAACUUGGUUGGAUAACAGCUUGAGUUCUAGACAUUCAGAGCAAGUGAAGGCUUUGAUUGUCAAAGCGGAUUUUACUGUUAAUCUUACAAACUAGAUAAUAGUUGAAUCUUUUUCUUAAAGAAAAUGUUCAUUUUGUAGGAGACGUUACGGAAAAGAAACAUUGUUUUAAAACUAGUUUGGUCAAAUUGACAUUUUCCUGCUCGACUCAUAAGACAAGUCUGCAAGUCUGCAAGUGGAUAAAACAAUAGUCAAAACUGCAACUUGGUCAUUUAAACAAUCUAGUCACCUCUGACUUUUGUAUUUGUACUAAUUCUGUGGAAGACGUAAUGGGAGAAUUGCAUUAACUUCUGUUUUAGCAAAUUAGCAUUGAUCAUACAUGAAGGCUUUUCUGAGAGACUGCAGUAAAUUUAAAAGAGUUAAAAGGACACACCAGUGCCAUUUCAGACUGCAAGGAUGGUAAUGCAGUGGGUACCAAAAAUUUAGUAGUAUUCUGAGCUGUGAAGAUUAACUUUCCUAACAGGCAACAUACUCUGCACACUGGCAUUCUUUUUCUAAGUAAACAAUACAUCUGAAUAAAGGGGGUAACAUUUUUGGUUAA
Messenger RNA from Mauremys mutica (yellowpond turtle), 3714 nucleotides. It is a transcript of the gene HUNK, whose product is annotated as hormonally up-regulated Neu-associated kinase. The record is from RefSeq and is a predicted model, not a curated record. The transcript is spliced from 10 exons. Bases 429 to 2537 code for a protein of 702 amino acids. Gene Ontology annotation, molecular function: ATP binding; protein serine/threonine kinase activity. Gene Ontology annotation, cellular component: cytoplasm. NCBI's taxonomy places the organism in Eukaryota, Metazoa, Chordata, Testudines, Geoemydidae. Gene Ontology annotation, biological process: intracellular signal transduction; protein phosphorylation.